Molecule: messenger RNA, 4614 nt
Organism: Anopheles gambiae (African malaria mosquito)
Lineage: Eukaryota; Metazoa; Arthropoda; Insecta; Diptera; Culicidae
Product: chitinase-3-like protein 2
Exons: 5
Coding region: 657-2456 (599 amino acids)
Biological process (GO): chitin catabolic process; carbohydrate metabolic process
Cellular component (GO): extracellular region
Molecular function (GO): chitin binding; chitinase activity
Source: RefSeq, a predicted model, not a curated record
GGUAUGUCUCCCUCAACGGCAAAAAAACGAUACACAAGACUCUCCUGUCAAAACAAGCAUCCCGCAGCACCCAAGGCAGCCCAAGGUAAAGUGUUCGCUUUGUGAUACCGUGGUUCCGUGUGUGCCGUAGAACAAUUGUAGUUUCCCGCAACGGAUUGCAGCUCGCAGACCCCGGGCAACCAGAGACAUAGUUGGGCUAGCUAGGGAGGGGAAAGAACAACACACACGACGCAUAAAGCCCAGCCCUUCGCAAAGAUUCUAACAAAAAGCAAAAGUAGUUGGCGAAGAAAGUUGGCGCAGCAGGCCAAAUAGCUGGACGCGCUCCAGCCAGGAUAAAGUGAAGGUUCGUUCUUAAGUCCAGCAGCCACUGGGGGUGCUCUCCGUCCAAACUGUCGCAGCGCAGCGAACGCGAGCUUGAAACCAUCGCUCACGCGGUACGAAAUGCAGCUCCUCUCGACCGGGCUGCUGCUGGACUGCUGUUGGUCGAGCUAAACGCGCAAUUAAAUCGCACCCGUCCCCGAUCCGCCACAAGUACGGGUCGGCCGCAACAAGCCCUACUGCCGGUGCACCUAGAGCAGCCGGAUCGAGUGCAUCAUACCCCGGUGUAACUGGUUCGGCCGCUGUAUCGGAGUGAUCGGAACCGCGGACAGGCAAACAUGUCGAAGCAGCAGGGCAAGUACGAGCUGCUGAAGGAGGAUACGAAGCUGAGGCGGCAACAUACGUACAUACAGAGCUGCCUGCUGGUCGCGCUCUGUGCCAUGUCCAGCCUGACGGUGUACGCGACCUGGACGAUGAUCUAUCGGCAGAAUCUGAUUAUACCACCGGCUCUUUUAGAUGUCUCGCUUCACUGGCGAAAUCGACUCGUACUGUAUGAGGAAGCGCUGCGCCAAACGCUCCGACAGCAGCAGCAGCAGCAGCAGCAGCAGCAGCAGCCGGGGCCGCUGCCAAACGGUCAGGACAGUGUGCCGCCGCCGCCGCCCGAAACAAUCGUGCGAAGCAUUUACGCGACGGACGGUUCCACCGUGCUGCCGGGCCGUCUGUUCGGCCUGGCCAACGAUUCCCGGCCGAAGCCGGCCGAGCCGGUGCGCGUCAAGCAGCUGGACAGUGAGCGCAUCUUCCCGUCGCGCUUUGGCAACUACAUCUACUCGAAGGAGGCGAUGAAUGGGCUGCCGCCCAGCCCGAAGAUCGUGUGCUACUACACGACGCCCGAUCUGCAGGCGCGCGGCGCCACCGGGCAAGCGCUCCGGCACAUACUGCAGCCGGAGCAGAUCGAUCCGCACCUCUGCACCCACCUGAACAUCGGCAUCAUCGACAUCGUCAACAACACGCUGUUCAUCGACGAUAACGUGCGGGAGGCGCUGGUGCGCACGAGGCAGCUGCGGCGCGCCAACCCCGCCCUGCGCAUACUGCUGUGGGUCGGGGGGGCGAGCGUCGGCGGCUUCGCCACGAUGGUGGAGAACCACGCAACGCGCAAGCUGUUCAUCCAGUCGGUGAAGGCGACACUCGAGCGGUACCAGCUCGACGGGGUCGACCUCGACUGGGAGUUCCCGGACAGUGGCGGCAAGCGGCGGAUGCACUUUUCCCAGCUGCUGCACGAGAUACGGCGCGAGUACCAGCGGGAGCACCGGACGUACAUACUGAGCGUGGCGGUGGCGCCCCAGGAAACGAUCGCGUACAUGGCGUACGAUGUGGGCGAAAUCAACAGCUACGCAGACUACGUCAACCUAAUGACGUACGAUUACCACUUCUACUCGUCGGACGUGCCACAGACGGGUCUUAAUGCGCCGCUGUACCGGCGGGCGAACGAACAGUCCCUGCUCGGCACGCUCAACAUCAACACCUCCGUGCACUACUGGCUGUCGGCGGGGCUGGACAAAAGCAAGCUGAUACUCGGCCUGCCGACCUACGGCCACUCCUUCACGCUCGUCAACCCGUUCAACACGCGGAUCGGUGCGCCGGCGUCCAGCUACGGCCGGGUCGGCACGUUCGGCUUCGCCUCGUACUCGGAGACCUGCUGGUUCCGCCGGUACAACAUCUACGUCCACCAGGUGUACGAUGUGGAGAGCUGCUCGCCCUACCUGUACGCGGGCAGCGAGUGGAUCUCGUACGAGGACGAGCGCAGCCUCGAGUGCAAGGCGAAGUACAUCAAGGCGCACGGGUUCGGCGGCGCGAUGAUCUUCUCCCUCAACACGGACGAUUUCGGCUCGUACUGUGCGGACAAUGCGCUCUACCGGGACCGGACUGUCGUCGGCGACCAGCAGCAGCAGCAGCAGCAGCAGCAGCAGGGCAGCUUCCCCUUGCUGCGAAAGGUACGCUCGGUGCUGGUGGACGGUGCCGGUGCGAACAGAACGGUCCCGCAAUCGUCGUCCCACCCGCAAACCGCUGAGCAGCAGCAGCGCAUCGCACCGAUGGCCACCGUUGCAGCGCCACCGGCCAACGUGGGCGACCACCGGUGAACCGCCGUCGGCCGCUGCUAGCCCCAUUUAAUCGCGUUACGCGACACGCGUCGCCUAUGUGUACAGUACGAUGACGUAUAAUGUUGCUGCUAAGGUAGUACCAGACAGGAAGCACCUGAAGUGCCGCGUGCCCGCAGUAAUUGGCGCGUGUGCGAGCGCGCGCGUAAGCGUAUCGUAUGCUCUUGAUUUACCUUUUGCUAUUACAUAUUACUUUUCAGGCUGUAGCGCUCUACUUUUAUUUGUUUGUUCUUGUUGCGUGCGUUUCUUUCGUUUUCCUUUCCCUCGGCCGUUUUCCCGUUCGGUGGAAGAGUCAGAGCCAAACCACGUUCAGCGCUGUGCUUCCGGUGGUGUUUGCUGAAAACCGCGUGUAGAAAUCAGACGUACGAUUGCGAUUACACUCUUAAAUUCUAGUCAAGCCAGGACAAAUUAUAGAUGCGAUGGUAGCUCGAACGAAAUGAAAAAAGCCAAGAAGGAGCGGUUUUUUUUAAACUUUAUAUAUUGCAAUCGUAGUUUUAACCGAAUCCUGAUAAUUGAAAAAAGGCCUUGCGUGAGAAGAAAAGGGGUUUAUUAUCGUUAUUAUGUUUAUUUUUUGCCCCAACCCACCUACUUCCCCGGUGCUGAUAUGUUGGUACGAAACAAUACAGGGUUUUCCAGCGGUUCUCAUAGUUGUGGGACACUUUCUAGACUCUUUCCUAUUGGAAGUGAACUUCAUAUGUUGGAAAUUCGACUCUAUGGCACCCUUUUUGGACAGGCUCAUUGGAAAUUCCUAUUGGAUUUGUCCAACAAGGGUGCUAGAGAGUCCAAUUCCCAUUACAAUAAGUUCAUUUCAUGUAAGUAAUAGUCAAUAAAGUUUCCUACAGCUAUGAGAACUCCUGGAAAACCCUGUUAUGUGCACGUUUUUGUAAAUUGAAAGCGAACAAGCAAUUGGGGCGAUGUAGAUAGCAACGAAUAAGAAAAAAAAUGUUUUCCUUUUCUGCAUCAUUCGAUUACUAUGUAACUUAGCGAUAUUAUUGUUGUUUACUGCCUUUAUUUUUCUUGCAUUCCUCGCUCUCAUUACCAAACCCCCCAGUAUGGAGCGGAAAAAAACGCCUGAGGGAUCUAUUCCUAUUCCUAUAAUCAUUCCGGUGUUUUGCGUUAUUUUUGUUGUUCGUAUGUUCUUUACAUGUUAAGCGAAUGUAGCGAAUAGAUAGGCCAUCCCUGCAUUGAUGGAGGCGCAAACCUGUCGCAUUUGCAUUUUGUCGAUUUUAAAAACCUAGACCGACCUCAAUCGGGUUGGCCAAAGGAUUACCAGUAUGAACCUACACACACACACACACACACACACCCACACACAAUUCCAAACUAGAUGAACAAAAAAAACACACACCACAAACGAUCGAUUAUCAAGUGUACCAAUUAAUUGUCUUCCAGCUAAGCAAAACAAAACGAGAAGCGAAACACAACAAGGCCUGCAUUAUAGUUUUUGAUUUUGCGCUGUCCGGAUCGUGUUUUUUUUUUCACGCAAGUGAUCUAUUUUGUUUGAUUUUGGUGGGGUUUUCCAUAAAACGUACAUAUUGAGGCUAUAAAUGUUAGCGUAACGGUAAAGGGAUUUUAUGUGUGCGCAUACGAACUGGGAAAGAAGAUAUGGUCCAUAAUUAGGAGAAGAAAAGGCAAAACGUGCGGUAAAACAGGCGGCAAAGUGCGGUAGGAAAUGUUUCGAGUAGAGCAGCUAACGAAAAUAGCCUUCCUCGAGCUUCGUGUAAGCUUCAUAUAGAGUAAACAAAAAAAAAAAACACAUACAAACCGAAACAAAAAUGUGCCUCUAAUUAGAUGCGCUCGCCGCUGCGUUAUUUUAGAUAAAGGUUAGCUAAUUUAUUUGUUUAAUCGUUCGUUUUUCGUUUUCAACAUGUUUUGUAUUUUUUAAAUAUUAAUUUAUUGUUACCCGAAAGAGAUAGAGAAAGUGAAAGAGAAAGAAAGAGAGAGAGAGGGAGAGAGAGAGAGAGAGAAAGAGAAAGAGAAAGAGAAAGAGAGAGCAGCUGCAGCAUUUUAGAGCAAAAGAGUUCUGCGCUAGUAGUGUUACCUGUUACACGCAAUAGUCGCACUCUGUUCUUUUUUAUACGGAAAUAUAUAUAUCUAUAUAUAUUACUAAAUGAAAACUAAAAAAACGAACAACUAUAAA